GACCCCCAAAUAAAUAAAAACCCCCUAGGGCCUGGCGGUAAUCUCAACCAAUGACGGUGUAGCUAUAUAAGAAAGCAUUGCUGAGAUCAAAGAGGAUCUUUAGUCAAUCCUUUUUGGAUUAAUUAGUGUCAUCGUUGGGUGCCAUUUAUUCACUUUAUUAUCGCCGUUACCUAUUCAAUGGAUCCAAUUAGAGACAUAAAGGAGUUAUCAAUCGAUCGGCAGAUCGAUGAUUUUACGACUCCACCGAAUAUUACAAUCAAUGAUCUUCCCGAUGAUUGCUUAAUCGAAAUUUUUUCGUAUUUGGAUAUUCUCGAAAGAUUGGAAAUGGAGAGAGUAUGCAAACGUUGGUCCAAAAUAAACAAGAGGGGCUGGCGAGACGUGAGGAUUCUUUGUUUGGCGACCAAACACCCAGACUGCACCAUCAAACAAGCCACGAAGGUUCUUCGGAGAUCAGGACGUCUUCUCACUUCCGUUAGACUCCCAGUUACUUAUGACAGAGCGGUUUACCUGCGAGUUAUCCAGAAAUACUGUCCCCAUAUCAUAAAACUCGAGCUCGUGUUCGAUUACUUGGCCUUUCGUCCUGUCCUUCACUGUUAUCGCAAGACCUUCUCCGCAUUGCUGGUAGCUCUUGAGAAGCUUAACUGGCUUGUUAUGGCGCAUAUCAACCAGGAGGUGGGCACCAAGCAGCUGCGGGUCGUGCCGUCAGGCCUCAAGAGACUCGAGAUGUCUGCCAACGUAGUGUUCGGCAUCAUCACUCCCUUUUAUGCUGAUCUUUCAAGAUUUACAAAUCUGCAAGCGCUGUCUCUGCAGUACUUCGUUAUUCGGAAAGAGAGUUUUGAAAGUCUUGAACAGCUGAGGAACUUGAAAGAGCUAAACCUAUCGUUCUCUUAUGUUUUUGACGGGGGCAUUGAAAAAAUCCAGAAUUUCGAGAAGCUUGAGAGGCUCGAGCUGGAGCAGAGGACAACGCAGAGUGUAGACCUGAAUAUAAUUGAGGAUUACCAUAUCACUCAUAUUGCAGAGCGCUGCCAAAGGCUGAAGAUGUUGAAAUUGAACGGACUGGUGCGGUUAACGGACCGCUGCUUCAGAACCAUAUCAACAUUGAAGCACUUGGAGGUCGUCCACAUGGAAAGUUUGCCACUAGUCACCAACAGGUCCAUUGUCAAAUUGCAUCAAGUCCAGACAUUGAAUUGCAGCUACUGCUCUGGGAUUGACCAUCAAGGACUGGGGCAAUUGAUAAAAAACUCUCAAAAUCUGGUGGAACUGGACGCUCGGGGGACUACAAACAGGGAGACAUUCUUUCAAGAUAUUGCUGACAUUAUCAUAAAUCGUAAUUUGGGACUGACAAUUAAUAUUGAGUGCAACGAAAAGUUCUUGUUCACACCAGGGAGGGUUCCAAUGUUCCAGGUCUUGGUUUAGAGAGAUUUUAAAUGCUCAGGGGAUAACUAGGUAAGAACGGCUUCUUCGAAGCAUUACCCAUAAUUAAUCUAAGCUCAAACAUUUGGGUUCAUUGACUGAUUAAUUCAUUUUCUUUAAUUAUUGAUGGGUAACAUAUUAAUUUUAUCCCAAUGACUGUGUAAUUAAAAAAUUAUUCUUGUGAUAACCGACGAAAAGGACAAUAAAACGCAUU
Molecule: messenger RNA, 1627 nt
Organism: Diachasmimorpha longicaudata
Lineage: Eukaryota; Metazoa; Arthropoda; Insecta; Hymenoptera; Braconidae
Product: F-box/LRR-repeat protein 12-like
Exons: 4
Coding region: 178-1416 (412 amino acids)
Biological process (GO): SCF-dependent proteasomal ubiquitin-dependent protein catabolic process
Cellular component (GO): SCF ubiquitin ligase complex
Molecular function (GO): protein binding
Source: RefSeq, a predicted model, not a curated record